AUGCUCGGUGGACUCGCUUCCAAGGUCGGCUUUGCAAACAGUCGUGCGUUCGACAUCGACGCCGACCUCCCCGACCUCUCGGGCAAGGUCGCCGUCGUGACGGGCGGAAACGACGGCAUCGGCUUCAUCACGGUCCGCGCACUCUGGCGCAAGGGCUGCAAGGUCUACCUCGCCUGCCGCAGCGAGCAGAAGGCCCGGGAUGCCAUCGCGCGCCUCACCAAGGAGCACCCGGGCAGCGACCACACCCUCGUGUUCCUCCCGUUCGACCUCACCCAGCUCGCGUCGGCCAAGAAGGCGGGCGAGACGCUCGAGCAGAACGAGUCGCGCCUCGACAUCGUCGUCUGCAACGCCGGCGUCAUGGCCUGGCCGUACGAGCUCGUCAACGGCGUCGAGGUCCAGUUCUGGAACCACCUCGGCCACUUUGCGCUCGUGCAGGCCGUCCUUCCGCUCCUCAAGAAGACGGCGCAGGCCCCUGGUGCGACGAGCGUCCGGGUCGUUAGCGUCUCGUCGGUCGCCCACCAGAUGAGCCCAAAGCCCGACUACAGCAGCCUCGAGAGCGUCAACCGCCAAAUGACGAGCACGUGGCAACGAUACGGCCAGAGCAAGCUCGCCAACAUUCACUUUGCCGUCGCGCUCCAGAACCGCCUCGAGGGCGAGAACAUCCGGGUCAACACGCUCCACCCGGGCAACAUCAACACGUCGCUCAUGCGCGGGCCCGUCGCCAGUUACGGCUUCUUUGGCAAAGUUAUCAAGGCGACGACGAGCAGGUUCCUCAUGACGCCCGACGAUGGCGCCAAGACGCAGAUCUACCUCGCCGCCUCGCGCGAGGUCGACGAGAAGGACUACCGCGGCAAGUACUUUAUCCCGAUCGCGACGCCGGCGACGCCGACGGCGUAUGCGCAGGACAAGGAGCUCGCGGACCAGCUUUGGCGCCUCUCGGAGGACCUCGUCAAGCAGCUCAGCACCUAG
This is a messenger RNA of Rhodotorula graminis WP1, 969 nucleotides long. RefSeq lists its product as uncharacterized. The record is from RefSeq and is a predicted model, not a curated record. The transcript has 7 exons. Bases 1 to 969 code for a protein of 322 amino acids. Lineage: Eukaryota; Fungi; Basidiomycota; Microbotryomycetes; Sporidiobolales; Sporidiobolaceae.